Molecule: messenger RNA, 4116 nt
Organism: Heterobilharzia americana
Lineage: Eukaryota; Metazoa; Platyhelminthes; Trematoda; Strigeidida; Schistosomatidae
Source: the annotation of a GenBank genome assembly
AUGAGUAUAACUGAUUUUAGAAAUAGUUAUACUGUCUCCUUUCAAUCAGUCACAAUUUUACACAACAGAUUAAUUAAGAUUAUAUUAGAUAGUAGUUAUAUAACACAAUACAUAUAUUUAUUGAUUUUAUUGACAGAAAUUAAUUGUAAAAAUCAGUUAAAUGUAAAUACUACACUAAGUCAUAUUUCAUCAUCUAGUCAUUUAAUAGAAUCGAUAAAUCCAAUGAAUUUUAUAAAUCGACGUUCAUUACGUAAUACAAUUCAGACUAAUAAUGAUGGUUUAUCAAUUAUGCAAAAUAAUGAUGUCUCAUCAACAACAAUUCAAAUUGGAUUUAUUAUAACUGAAGAAGCGCCAAUUGGUACAAUAGUUGGCAAUUUAUUAGAUAAACUACAAUUACAUAAUCCUAAUUUAUUACUUACAAAAAAUUCUUUAACUACUAGUAAAAAUAAUCAACAAUUUGUCAAUUUAAAACCAAUUCCAUAUAUAAGUUUAAAUCAAACAACCGGUGAUUUAAUUGUACGUGCACGUAUUGAUCGAGAGUCAUUAUGUGAUGCAAUUGGAACAUGUUGUCAUACUGACAGAUUAACUGAUUAUCACUUAUGGUUAGAUAAUAAACUGGAGAUAAGUAAUAAUGAUAAAUCAGCUGAACACUUAUCAUUGAUGUCAUCAAGUUGUGUAUUGAGAAUGCUUGUUCUCUUUCAUAUUGAUAAUGAACAAUUUUUAGAGAUUAUCAUUUAUGUAUUGGAUAUUAAUGACAACUCGCCAAAAUGGAUGCAAUCAGUGAUAGAGUUGGAGAUACCAGAACAUGUGGCCAUUGGAACAAGUUAUCAAUUACCUGAAGCUGUUGAUUUCGACCAAGGACCUAUGCAUACAGUUGUAUCCUAUGAAUUAGAAAAUAAACCAUUGAAAGAUAAUCAAUAUCAGUCGAGUAAACAUUCUGCCCCUAAUCAAUCUAGACGAGAUGUAUUAGAUAAACAGCCGUUCAGCUUGGACGUACAUAUUUUGGAGAGUGCUAAUUCUGAGUUGCAAACAUUUUCAUUAAGACUGCGUGUCGAAGAAGAUUUGGAUCGUGAAACGCAUCCAGUCUAUGAGCUAAUGCUAUAUGCCAUAGACGGAGGUGAGACAAAUCAAAUGAACACAAGGAAGCAGUAUGCUUCAAGUGAUAGUUACCGGUUUCCUAAUGCAUCGAACAGGUAUACAGGAUCAGUGUUGAUUCGUGUAUUGUUAAUGGAUAAGAAUGAUAAUGCACCAUUGUUUAAAAACUCUAAUCCAACUAUUGUUAUCCCAGAGAAUAUAAAGCCCGGUACUGUGAUCUAUCAGGCAGUGGCGACUGACUUGGACUCUAAUGACCAGGACUCUUUAGUCUACAAGAUUGGACCAUCAGCAAACGCUGAAGUUCAAAGGUGUUUUAGGCUCAAUUCUAAAACCGGUGAAUUGAUUGUUAUCACGUCGUUGAGUUAUCAAAAUGCUAGUUUGCUUCAAUUAGACAACUCAAAUACCGAGAUCAAUCAAAACAGCAGGUUGAAUACUGCAUCUUCUUCUUCUCAAAUGGGUUACAUUGUCCCAAUUCAAGUUAGUGAUCAGAUACACAUUACAGAAAUGACUUUAAAGAUUGGUCUAAAAAAGAUCAACAUGAAUCCUCCAACAAUUCAUGUCGCCUCUCAUCUACGUUUAUCUUCGAGAGGGAAUCAAAUAUGGAUUGGUGAAGAUACACAACCAGGUUCUCUGGUUGCUAUGAUCAAUGUAGUGGAUUUGGAUGAAAUUGUGCCCCAAACCAGAUUGAAUCAAGUUAUUAGUAGUCCUCAGAAGUCUGAUUGUCGGAGUAAACAUGAAUAUUUUGAAAUUAUCCCUCUGCAUACUGCGACUAAUUCAGAUUUUAAAGUAUUACUAAAGAAGUCACUCGAUCGAGAGACAAAAUCAUCACAUACUUUAAAAAUUGAAUGUUGGGAUUCUGGUGAACCACCAUUAACUGCUGAGACCAGUAUUAUUAUCCAAGUAGAUGAUAUUAAUGAUUCUCCACCGGUAUUUGAACGUCAAUUCUACUUUGCUAAGAUUAAAGAAGGUCUUGAUCCUUCCACACCUAUCAUACAAGUACAAGCUACAGAUGCUGAUUUGGGAAAGAAUGCUGAAAUCAUAUAUCGAUUAAUUUCACAGGAGUAUACAUCAGCAACUCCUCUAUCAGAGCCAAUAUGCUCAUCAUUAAAUCCAUUAAACUUUGAAAAUAAUCUAAUAAUGAUUAAUGAAAACACAGGUGAGUUGAUUAGUCAAACUUCAUUAGAUCGUGAAAGUGUUUCAUCUAUAAAUUGUACAGAUGUAAAUGAUUGUAAACCGGUUUUUAAUGAAUCAUCCUAUGAGUUCACCUUGAUUGAAGGUCAAAAAUCUCACUAUCAAAUAGGUCGAGUAUUUGCAAUCGACUGUGAUGCUGAACUGUCCAAUCGUAUGAUACGUUACAGCAUGAGACCAUCACCUGGAGCAGGAGGUCAUUUAGUGAAAUUAUACGUUUAUGUAAGCUUCGAGGGUAUCAUUUACACACAUCAAACAACAGACAGAGAACAAACACCUGUGUUGACAUUUGAAGUCAUUGCUACAGAUACUGGAAAUCCUCCACUUUCAGCUGUGUCAAGCGUUCUUAUUCGCAUAUUGGAUACUAAUGAUAAUGCACCUGUAUGGAUAUUUCCAAAACAAUUUGGAGCAAAUAGUGUGAUAAAUAUUUCACAGUAUUCAACUGUUGGGCUGUUGAUUACUCAAUUGAGGGCAAUUGAUGCAGAUGAAGGCUUAAACGGUGAAGUCAUUUAUUCCAUUGUACACGGAAAUGAUGAUGGAUUAUUUGAAGUGGACCCGAUGAGUGGCGCUCUUUAUCUAGUUCGUUCAUUUUAUCAUUUAUCACAGACAAUGAAUUUGAAGACACUGACGAAAGAAGAAGUUAACAAUAGUGGAUUAUAUCAAUUUGGAGAAUUAGCGGAGACUUUUGGCAAGAUUCAUGAACAGGUACAUAGUUAUAGACUUCUAUUAAAAGCACAAGAUCGAGGAACACCGUCUCGACAAAAUACUACAGUUCUGUAUGUAGCUGUACUUCCUUCUCAGCUUGAUAAACAAUCACAGACUGAUCGAAUAUCUAUGGAAUCAGUAUACCAACAUCCUGAUCUGAAACGUCAAGUGGGUUCAAAUUUUUCUGAUGUCAGACGAAUGGAUCGUGAUUUGAUUGUUAUGGUAGUGUUGAUUGCAUUGACUCUAAUUAUUUCAGUGAUUUUAAUCAUGGCGAUAUUUUUGAUCAGAUGUAAAGGUCUACUGUGCGUUAAUCUGUUCAGUAGAUCAAAUCGUCGAAGGAACAAUAACAAUGACAAUGUUAAUAACAAUCAACUCACUUUGGAAAAUCAUGCUAUUCAGUCAGUCAACGGUAAUGAAUGCAGCUUCAUUGGUGAUCAAUGGUGGAAUAAAUCAUGGAAGGGAAAAACGCUCCCAACGGAUUACUGCAUAAACAAGGGUGGUGAUUUACUAUCAACAUCUUGUCAGGAUAUGUACAGAGCUAGUACACUUGAACACUGUCCAGAGUUCAACUUACUUCGAUGUGUACAGAAUACAGCAUCCACUUCACCAUGUGAUCAUAUCCUACUUAAAGAUUCCACUUACAGAACAUUAGAUCCAGACACAUUUAAGCACAGCAGUAGUCCACAACCGUGUAAUUCUUCUUCUACUUUCAGUUCAAAUACUUCUACCAACCCUAAUGUCAUUAAUAAUAAUCAAAGUCAAAAAUACAAUACAAUAUCAACAUUGCAUAAUCCUCUCACUGGUGGGUAUGUAAUCGAGAUGAAUACAUCGAAUACAGAAAAUCCAUACACCUUAUUAAAAACAUGUGAUAUACCUGGAUUUAAUAAAGAAUUAAUUUAUCAACCAUUAUGUUCAACAUCUGUAUCUCAAAGACAAUAUUGUUUAGCGCCAGUAACAUAUGAAGCAGAAGAAGAAGAAGAAGAGAAUCAAGCUGAUUUAUGCGUUGUAAAUACUUGUUCUACAUCACCUGUUAAAACAAACACUUCACAAAGACAAGUACGUUUAACCAAUUUGAAUUCACCGCAAAUUAAUGAACGAAAGAGAAAAACAAAAAUCACUAUUCAAUAA